Candidula unifasciata is the source of this 523-nucleotide messenger RNA. The record is from the annotation of a GenBank genome assembly. Lineage: Eukaryota; Metazoa; Mollusca; Gastropoda; Stylommatophora; Geomitridae.
AUCGGCCAAACAGAUUGAGAGAUUGGGUUCUUGUCUUGUAUGGCACUGAUUCUCCCCCACGCAAGAGCCCCACAUCAGUUCGUAGCCCAAACUAUGACUAUGGGCAACAUCUGACAAUGAAGGGAUCACAAGACAGAAGAGGUAGCAGGAGGCGGCCCUCUUUCUAUGAUAGUAGUUUUGAAAGUGAUAGUGAUUAUUAUCACGAAACCCUGCCUGCAACUACGACCACCACUACUACUACUACGACUACUACCACAACAACCACACCUUACUAUCCCAAUGGUGGCCAUCAGAUAUACCCGUGGUCUGGACAGCAGCCACACCAGCAGAACGGAUAUUGGCCUUCCUCCACCAGCCUGCGUAAGAACUCGGAUUCCUUUUAUUUUUGGGAUCCAUAUUACCAACCUUAUGCAUCACAAUCUAAUUAUGCACCCCAGCCUGACUCACAGCAUCAUGACCACCAUCCCGAGCAUACUUGCAUUUAUGAAACUCUAGCCAAAAAAUCCAACAUAUCUGCCCUUCA